AUGAUCAGGAUAAUGAAAAUAUUGCAAAUGUUGAAGACUAUUAUGAUUAUCGGCAGGCAUAUUUAAAAACACUAAUAGACUCAGUUCCAAAGGAAUCAAUUCAAGAAGUUAUUUGGAAUAAAGUUGAAUUGGCUUCUAAUGAGCCUUUUAUUGAAACAUCAUCUAAAAGUUUAAAAAGUUCACAUAGUGAUAUUUUGCAGAAAACUUAUCCUAUUCCUAAACAUUUUAAUAAUAUUCAAGAAGAUCAGGUUCACCAAC
Messenger RNA from Racocetra fulgida, 258 nucleotides. Lineage: Eukaryota; Fungi; Glomeromycota; Glomeromycetes; Diversisporales; Gigasporaceae. The record is from the annotation of a GenBank genome assembly.